Messenger RNA from Cannabis sativa, 5390 nucleotides. RefSeq lists its product as uncharacterized. Gene Ontology annotation, molecular function: protein kinase activity; ATP binding. Lineage: Eukaryota; Viridiplantae; Streptophyta; Magnoliopsida; Rosales; Cannabaceae. The transcript has 14 exons. Bases 135 to 5198 code for a protein of 1687 amino acids. The record is from RefSeq and is a predicted model, not a curated record. Gene Ontology annotation, biological process: protein phosphorylation; recognition of pollen.
CUACAUGAGCAAGUGUAUAUGCUGUUUUUCCACAACACAAUGACCAAGACUUUUCCACAAACAAGCCAAAUAUUAAUAUGCAGUGCACUAUGGUGCAAUAUAGAGCAAACUACUAAACCAAAUACUAAUAGCAAAUGGAGUUCUUUUCUUCUCUUGUUACCUUAUUAUUACUUGUUUUGAGACUCUUUUCUGUGUCUACAACAACUUUUGCUGAGGUUCAGAAUGAUACCAUUACACCUUCAGAUGUUCUGAGAGAUAAUAUCAGUACUGACUACACUGUUUUAUUGGUAUCCAAACAAAAAGUAUUUGGACUGGGAUUCUUCACUCGAACAACUAAUUCAUCAUCAAACAAUCGUUACCUGGGAAUUUUUACAGCUUAUGGACCUAUAGCUUGGGUGGCAAACCGAUGUAAUCCGAUACAAGAUUCAUCAUCUGGGUCCUUGAGUAUAGACAAGAGAGGAAAUCUUGUGCUUUAUUCUCGACACAAUGAUGAUAAGAGAGUAGUUGUUUGGUCUACAAACUCGUCUAAACAAGCCGCGAAACCAUUGUUUCAGCUUUUGGAUAAUGGUAACUUGGUUUUGAGAGAUGAGAAAGAUGCAAACACAACAAACUACUUGUGGGAAAGCUUUGAUUAUCCUACUGAUUCAUUGUUGCCAGGAAUGAAAUUGGGAUGGGACUUGAAGAGAGGUCUCAAUAGGCGUUUAUCAUCAUGGAAUAACUCUUUUGACUCAUGUGAUGGUGAUCUAAUCACUUAUGGGAUUGAGUUUGAUGAACAACACCAUACAUAUCCUCAACUAAUUGUGCGUGUUGGGUCUGCAAUAUUGUAUCGUCAAGGAAUGUGGGAUGCCAUAAGUUCCAACCAAAAUUCUAGUUAUGAAUUUGUACAAAACGAUGAUGAAGUUUACUACAGCCUAAAAAACAAGUCCAUGGUCUCAAUACUUGUCUUACAAGAUGAUGGAAGUGUUUCUCGUUGGGAAGGGAGUACUGAAGACCGCGAACAAUGGUCUAUUUCUGCUACAACACCAGUAGACCAGUGUGACUCUUAUGGCUUCUGUGGAGCUAAUUCACAAUGUGUUUUAAGUAUAAAGCAUGGCCCAAUGUGUCAAUGUUUGGAAGGUUUUAAGCCAAAGAAUCAAGAAGAAUGGAACCCCGAUAAUCCACAAGAAUGGAACCCCGAGUCUUGGUCAGAAGGGUGUGAAAGUUUAUACAGUCUUGCAAGUUGCCAUGAGGAAGAGAAAGAAGAAUUUCGUGAGUAUGUAGGCUUGAGAGUGCCAGAUACUAAAAAUAGUUGGUUGAGUAAGACUAAUAAUGGAAGUGAAUGCAAGAGUAAAUGCUCAAGCAAUUGCUCUUGUAUGGCUUAUAGCUUUAUAUACUCUGAGUCUAAUGUUAGUGUUGUAUUAGAAAACACUAAUUGUGUCCUCUGGUUUGGAGAUCUGUUUGAUAUUAGACAACUUCCUUCUGGUGAUGGUGGAGGACAAAAUACACACAUUCGAAUACCAAGUUCGAAAAUAGAAUCAAGAACUGAUCCUAAUCGAGAGGAGAAGGCGAAGGAGAAGGCGAAGGUGAAAGUGAAGAGGGUAGUUAUGAUUAUAAGUAUCAUCAUGGGAUUAGGUGGUGGGAUUCUUUUGAUUGCCUUUUACAUUUGCAGGAAGACACACAUUUUUGAGAGAAACAAAAGCCAAGACGACGACUUGGAGCUUCCAUUUUUCGAACUACAUACAAUUAGUACUGCCACUGAUAAUUUUUCAGAGGCUAAUAAGCUUGGAGAGGGUGGUUUUGGACCUGUAUACAAAGGUACAAUGGAAGGAGGUCAAGAAAUUGCUGUGAAGAGGCUAUCAAUGUGUUCUGGACAAGGAGCCAAUGAGUUCAAAAAUGAAAUUAAACUGAUUGCUAAGCUUCAACAUCGGAAUCUUGUCAAGAUAUUUGGUUAUUGCAUUCAUAGAGAAAUGAAACUACUGAUUUAUGAGUACAUGUCCAACAAAAGUCUUGACUAUUUCAUUUUUGAUGAAAGGCAAAGCAUACUACUAAACUGGUCUAAGCGUUACAAAAUUGUAUGUGGGAUUGCUAAGGGGCUUCUCUAUCUUCAUCAUGAUUCAAGAUUGAGAAUUAUACAUCGAGAUCUCAAAGCUAGUAAUGUGUUACUUGAUGAAGAAAUGAAUCCCAAAAUUUCAGACUUUGGCUUGGCUAGAACUUUUGGUGGAGACCAAAUUGAAGGAAACACAAACAAAGUUGUAGGAACUUAUGGUUAUAUGGCACCAGAAUAUGCUUCCCAUGGCCGAUUCUCAAUAAAAUCUGAUGUGUUUAGUUUUGGCAUAUUGGUGCUAGAAAUAGUAAGUGGAAAGAAAAGUAGAGGCCUUUACGACGAAGAUAACAUUCUUAACCUCACUGGAUUGGCGUGGACUUUAAUGAAAGAAGGCAAUGCAUUUAAGCUUAUUGAAAAGUUCUUGUUAAGUGAUCCACACAUCAACAUGGAAGAAGCAUUGCGUUGCAUCCACAUUGGCCUUUUGUGCGUGCAACAAAAACCGUUUGAUAGGCCUAAUAUGUCUUCUGUCGUUCUAAUGUUGGGUGAUAAGAGCAUAUUGCCUCAGCCCAAACCACCAGCCUAUUUCACUAACACAGAUUUAUGGGAAGGAGCUCAUUCCCCCGCUCUUAGGCCCCCAUCAUGCAAUACAAGCAUAACAACUGUCGAGGGGCGAUUGGUUUCUUUUCUUGUUACCUUAUUAUUAGUUGUUUUGAGACUUUUCUGUGUAACUACAACAACUUUUGCUGUGGUUCAUAAUGAUACCAUUAGAUCUACAGAUGUUCUUGGAGAUCAUAACAGCAUUAAUGCUUUAUUGGUAUCCAAAACUUUAUUGGUAUCCAAAGAAGGAAGGUUUGCAUUGGGAUUCUUUAAUCCAACAGGUGGUUUCUUCAACCACCGUUAUCUUGGAAUUUGGUAUAACAACAUUACAAGCUAUUCAGAUGUAGUUUGGGUUGCAAACCGAUGUGAACCAAUCAUUGUAACAUCUGGUUUGUUGAGUAUAGACAACAGAGGAAAUCUUGUGCUUUCUUCAGAAGAAAAUGAUAAUAAGAGAGAAAUUGUUUGGUCUACAAACUCAUCUAAACAAGCCGCGAAACCAUUGGUUCAGCUUUUGGAUAAUGGUAACUUGGUUUUGAGAGAUGAGAAAGAUGAUAACACAACAAAUUACUUGUGGGAAAGUUUUGAUUAUCCUACUGAUUCAUUGUUGCCAGGAAUGAAAUUGGGAUGGGACUUGAGGAGAGGUCUCAAUAGGCGAUUAUCGUCGUGGAAGAGCUCUGAUGAUCCUUGUUAUGGAAAUUUCACUUAUGGGAUUGAGUUUGAUGAAGAACUCCAUACAUAUCCUCAAUUAAUUGGCCGUAAUGGAACUGCAAUAUUCUAUCGUCAAGGGAUGUGGGAUAGCAUAAGUUCAAGCCAAAAUUCUGGCUAUGAAUUUGUUUACAAUGAUGAUGAAGUUUUUUACAUACAAAAUAACAAGUCAAUGAUCUCAAGAAUUGUCAUGAAAGAUGAUGGAAGUAUUGAACACCAGGAUUGGAGAGAAAACUUGUAUAGCUUAAUCUGGCCAGGAGACCAAUGUGAUUCCUAUGGAUUUUGUGGAGCUAAUUCACAAUGUAAUGUCACAGAUAUAACACAGGAUUAUGGAAUAUGUUAUUGCUUAAAAGGGUUUAAGCAAAAGAAUCAAGAACAAUGGUCAGAAGGGUGUGAAAGAUUAUACAGUCCCGCGAGUUGCCAUGAUGAAGAGAAAGAAGAAUUUCGGGAAUAUUUAGGCAUGAGAGUGCCUGAUACUAAAAAUAGUUUGGUGAGUAAGAGUAACAAUGCAAGUGAAUGUGAGAGUAAAUGCUUGACCAAUUGCUCUUGUAUGGCUUAUAGCUUUACAUACUCUGAGUCUAAUGUCUUUGUAGCAGACACUGUUUGUGUCCUCUGGUUUGGAGAUCUUUUUGAUAUUAGACAACUUCCUUCUGGUGGUGGUGGAGGACAAACUACACACAUUCGAAUACCAAAUUCGAAAAUAGAAUCAAGGACUGAUCCUAAACGAGAGGAGAAGGUGAAAGUGAAGAGGGUAGUUAUGAUUAUAAGUAUUGUGAUGGGAUUAGGUGGUGGGAUUCUUUUGAUUGCCUUUUGCAUUUGCAGGAAGACACACAUUUUUGAGAGAAACGAAAACAAAGAUGAUGAAUUGGAGCUUCCAUUUUUCCAUCUACAUACAAUUAGUCUUGCCACUAAUAAUUUUUCAGAGAAUAAUAAGCUUGGAGAGGGUGGUUUUGGACCUGUAUACAAAGGUACAUUGGAAGGAGGUCAAGAAAUUGCUGUGAAAAGCUUAUCAAUGUGUUCUGGACAAGGAGCCAGUGAGUUCAAAAAUGAAAUUAAACUCAUUGCUAAGCUUCAACAUCGGAAUCUUGUCAAGAUUUUUGGUUAUUGCAUUCAUAAAGAAAAGAAGCUAUUGGUUUAUGAGUACAUGUCCAACAAAAGUCUUGACUAUUUCAUUUUUGAUGAAAGGCAAAGCAUACUACUAGAAUGGCCUAAGCGUUACAAAAUUGUAUGUGGAAUUGCUAAGGGACUUCUCUAUCUUCAUCAUGAUUCGAGAUUGAGAAUUGUACAUCGAGAUCUCAAAGCCAGUAAUGUGCUACUUGACGAAGACAUGAACCCGAAGAUUUCAGAUUUUGGUUUGGCUAGAACUUUUGGUGGAGACCAAAUGGAAGGAACCACAAAGAAAGUUGUAGGAACUUAUGGUUAUAUGGCACCUGAAUAUGUUUCCAAUGGUCUGUUCUCAAUAAAAUCUGACGUAUUCAGUUUUGGCACGUUGGUGUUAGAAAUAGUAAGUGGAAAGAAAAGUAGAAGCCUUUACGACGAAGAUAGCCUUCUUAACCUCAAUGGAUUGGCAUGGACUUUGAUGAAAGAAGGCAAUGCUUUUAAGCUUAUUGAAAAGUGCUUGUUAAGUAAUCCGUAUAUGAACAUCGAAGAAGCCUUGCGUUGCAUCCACAUUGGUCUCUUGUGUGUGCAACAAAAACGUAACGAUAGGCCUAAUAUGUCUUCCGUCGUUCAAAUGUUGAGUGACAAGAGCAUAUUGCCUCAACCCAAACCACCAGCCUAUUUCUCUAACACAGAUUUGUGGGAAGGAGCUCAUUCCUCUAUUCUUAAGCCCCCAUCAUGCAAUACAAGCAUAACAACUGUCGAAGGGCGAUGAGAAUUCAUACAACAAAAUGAUGGAUUUCCCCAUUUGAAUUUUGAGAACUUAGAUCAUGAUAAUUUCUGUUUAUUUUGUUUAAAUUGCAAUGAUGAUUGGAUCUAUAUGCCGAAAAUUCAUAAUGGUUCUCCUAGAUUGUGCUAAUCUUGAUGAUAAAAGUGAAUAUUCAACUUUUUUUUCUCUCUUAACCAA